AUGGCCAAUAAUGGUAACGGAAGUGAGUCAUCAACUAACAUCAACAAUGGGAUGCCGGUUACCAUAAAACAGUUCCAGGAUCUGAAACCCACUACAUUUACCAGCGGCCUAGACCCAAUGGUAGCAGAUGCUUGGGUUAAAGACAUGGAAAAGAUUUUUCGCGCCCUACCCUGCACCGAAAGACAGAAGUGGCUUCUCACUCUGGAGAAAGAAGAAAUUGCAACUUGGGCAAGAUUCUUGGAAGUAUUCUAUGAAAAAUACUUCUCAAAUUCAUUGCGGGAACAGAAGGCAUCCGAAUUCAUAUAUCUAAAGCAGGGAACCAUUGCGGUGGCCGAAUACGAGAGCAAGUUCACUCAACUCGCUCGGUUUACAACAUACUUCAAUCCCACCGAAACUCGAAAAGCAAGAAAAUUCAAAGCAAGAUUUGAUGCUGAAAUUAAAGAUAGGCUCGAGGUCUUGAAACUACCAACCUAUGCAGAAGUGGUAGACCGGGCGUACAUUACAGAAAAAAAGGAUUAA
Camellia sinensis is the source of this 519-nucleotide messenger RNA. The record is from RefSeq and is a predicted model, not a curated record. NCBI's taxonomy places the organism in Eukaryota, Viridiplantae, Streptophyta, Magnoliopsida, Ericales, Theaceae.